AGAAAUAGCUCCUGCGCAAUGGUACCACUGCUUUCGAACUUUACUCUUCUUAUACUGAUCAAAACUGUUUUACAUCCGAAGAGGGCGUGGAAGCACUAUGAAGGCAUCACCAUUUUGCCUGUUCCUAUUACUAGCUGUAGCGGUGAUAGGGACACCGAGUCGACGUGAUGGCGUCCUUCACCCAAGCGGGCGAGGCAGUACCGAAAUCGCAAAUGCAAAAGCACCAGAGUUUAUGGAUAAUGGCACCAGUGGCCCAGCAGCACAGCGUGGUGGCACAGAACCAGCUUUGCAAGGUGAUCGUGAAGGCUCACGCGGAGUCGACCAAAUGCGACCCUCAAUGCCGUCGCCGUCUUACUCUUCGCAUGAUGGUCAGCGCAGUAAAGAAGAACAAGGCACGCCCCGUGCGCGCUCAUCUAGCGCUCUUUGGAAUGGUGGAAGAAACAAUGGUCAGGAGAGUAACUUCCGGAGGCAGCAACCCGAUUUCGAAGUCCCUUCUGUCUCUAGCGAAGACACUGAAAGCAAGACAAAUGAGCAACCACAGUUAACAGAUAACGGUCGCAUUGAAAAAGCUGCAAAACGAGGACUUGGAAUUCGCGCGCCUUCUAGAGAUUCCGGCAGCGUCGGCAGCGCUGAGACUCAUGGAACUGGACUUGGCAGACGUAUGUCCCUUGGCAGAGCAGGCGGUGGCAGCCAAAACGAUGAACAAGAUCCUGAGUCUCAACUUAGAGGACACUCCAAUCGCGAUGGAAAGCAGCGACUUGAAGUAAACAGAGAAAGCCAAGUGCGAUUCGGCAACCUUUUUGGAGCACACUGGCUGAUGAACAGUACUCGAACCUGGACAACCCCAACGCGUCCAACGGGAGCCAUGAGAUAUUUGACCACUGACUGAAGCCAUGGCCGUCAUCGUACCUUGGAUCGUGACUACGCUGUAUUCAAAGAAAACAGCCCAUAGUUUCAUACGCGCACCACAGCAAAUGUAACAGUUUGGGUCUAGCCAGAUUACCAAUGCAGAUGCGCUCCCGACCCAUGAGAACACCCUCAUUCGCUGCUGCAGCGUAGCCGUUCCAUGUUCAAAUUGUGAACAAUAAAUGACUUACGC
Molecule: messenger RNA, 1099 nt
Organism: Rhipicephalus sanguineus (brown dog tick)
Lineage: Eukaryota; Metazoa; Arthropoda; Arachnida; Ixodida; Ixodidae
Exons: 4
Coding region: 98-889 (263 amino acids)
Source: RefSeq, a predicted model, not a curated record